AUGUCUGCGCAGAAUGAUACCCUCAGUAUGAGCCUUGGCUAUUAUGCUGAGCUUGCGCGGUAUAAUGGAAUCGCUCCUAUCGGCACGCCGAAUCUCCCGUGGAACUGUCGCCUUGCCAAAGACCCGCCUCUAGUCCAGAAGAACGGUUAUACGAAUAUCCUCGUUUUCCCGGGAAGCUUCAACCCGCUACAUGAUGGGCACUUUAAACUUUUGGAUCAUGUUUUCAAAAACAGCGGUUUUGAUCCCGAAUUUCAAGCAGCUAUCAUCUUGAAUAUGGAUGACGAACAUGUUAAAAGGAAAUUGUGGAGCCUGCCCCAAACCCCCAGCCGUUUAUUUCUUGAACUGAAGCACCGCCUUGACCUUUCGCAGGAGGUUGUAAAGCACAAUGGCAAAUACUGUGACAGAUACUGGGUCUGGGAUAAGGACUUGAACGAAUUCGAUGUUUUCAUCAGGGACUUGCGCAAGAAGCUUGUUGGACAUACCACGAUUGAGCUUUAUGCCCUCGUAGGCCCUGAUAACCUUUCGGUCACGAAAAUCCCCCCCAGACCCGAGACGUGGUGCUGCAACCAUCUCAUUACCAGCGACAUAGGGCGCGGAGUAGUUGAUUAUGUUGCUACUAACCCAAUUUUUAUGAAACAGCUGCCUGGUUGUACUAGGUGGGAAGGUACUCGUAGUAACAUAGAGAAAGUUCGAAAGGUAAUGGAAGAGAGGAUGGCGGGCCAGGAUGCUCGUGAUAUUCAAGCGAAAGUCAGCAAGGUAGUCGAGGAUACUCAAAGCUCAGUUUAUUGCCGCUUGGAAGGUGUGCCGGGAAGAGAGACCAAGAUUGUCUUCAUUCCACACCUUCCAGGUCCAAGGCGCCGUGGACACGCCGAAGCGGCCCGGGAUGUGAGCAGCACUAGCAUUCGCGAGGAGAUUGCAGAAUGCAUGUUGAGACCAUCAACCCACCCUUCAACCAAUGCGAAUAAAUUAAGGCCGUAUGGUGUUUCGAGUCCUAUAGACAUAGAGCUAGCCCGGUAUGUCAAAAAAGAGGUUUUCAAAGUGAUUUAA
Molecule: messenger RNA, 1047 nt
Organism: Clonostachys rhizophaga
Lineage: Eukaryota; Fungi; Ascomycota; Sordariomycetes; Hypocreales; Bionectriaceae
Source: the annotation of a GenBank genome assembly